CCUCUUCCGGUCAGACGAGAAUCUGGUUUCCUGCCUAAGUGACCAAAUUCAGAAUGCUGCUCCGGUUCGGUAAGCAGCUCGCUCGGCCCACUCAGUCCCUCUCCGGCUGGCUGGUCAGUAAGUUCUUCAAACUCCACAACCACCUCCUGGAGGAGAACGCAGUGAAGCUCUGCGACCUGCAGCCUGAUGAGACGGUGCUGGAGCUCGGACACGGACCGGGGCUCGGCCUGCAGCGCGCGCUCCACGGGCUGACCGGGCUGCAGGGGAGGCUGCUGGGUGUGGAUUACUCUGAGUAUAUGCACCUUAUGGCUUCAGAGCUGAUGAAGGAGCAGAUCUCUACGGGUAAAGUGAAGCUGUUCCUCAGUGAUGUUGCAAAGAUGCCCAUAGAAGAUAACAGUGUGGAUAAAGUGUUCCACUGUAACUGCUACUACUUCUGGCCUGAUCUGAAGAGAGGAGCCGCAGAGAUACACCGAGUCAUGAAACCAGGUGGGCUGAUGGUGACGACCCUCCGCCUGGACCGAGUGGCUUUACUUGCGUCUAAAAAGAUGCUGCCUGCAGAGAACUGGCGACCGGAAGCGUAUAUGGAGGCUCUGGAGAGCACUGGAUUCAAAAACGUCAGGAUGGAGAACAGAAAACACAAACUGAUUCAGUAUGAAGCGAUUUACGCCACCGCUGCCAAAUAAAAGCCCUCAGAGCUUCAGCUGCAGAGUCAGCCCUGAGAUAGGACACACCCACAAUAAUAAGCCACACCCACUGCUGAUUGGCUGCGCCCAGAUGAGCAGUUUUGAUCAUUAACAGGUUUCAGAGAAAGUUUGUAAAUUAGAAGGUCUUAGAUUCUGUUUCUGCAGCUCCUUCAGCACUUAUGUCUCUCUGUGUGUAUCAGAGAGUAAAUCAGGCUUUUAUUUUCACCUGUUUACUUCACCUGUUUUAUUUGAGUUUAUGCUGCUGAUUUUUAGACUGAGCCGACUGCAAAAUCUUACCACACACGAACAGAUGUUUUAAAGAGGAAGUUCACAUUCACUGAGUCACUCACACACUUAACUACAGAUCUGCUCAGAAACAGAAAUAAAGAGAAUAAACAGAAUAAUAAACAGAAUUGCAGUAAAACA
Molecule: messenger RNA, 1109 nt
Organism: Colossoma macropomum (tambaqui)
Lineage: Eukaryota; Metazoa; Chordata; Actinopteri; Characiformes; Serrasalmidae
Exons: 4
Coding region: 54-683 (209 amino acids)
Biological process (GO): sterol biosynthetic process
Cellular component (GO): endoplasmic reticulum
Molecular function (GO): sterol 24-C-methyltransferase activity
Source: RefSeq, a predicted model, not a curated record